AUGUCGUGGAUGGACUCUUGGUCUCGUCCCUCAAAAUCCCAAGCUACCCCGCCACCAUACUAUCUACUCCCAGGUGGAGACAAGACGCCUUACUGCCACAGAUGUGGAAGAAUUAUCGGUGAUCGUAAGACCAAAACGGGUAGUGCGGCUGCAACACCAGCUAAAUACUGCUCGUCACGCUGCAAAACAUCUCGCCAAGACAAAGCCCUCAAUCAGCGCAUUGAAGAUACUUUCGUCGCUCUGAUGAAUGGAUUGCCUGUUCCCGGUGCUGAAGAUCCAUCAUUAGAACCAAGCACUGAGUCGAGUAAUGGGAAGGGAAAAGCCGCUCCAAAUUCAUCUAAGAAAAAGAAAAAAGGUGAAAGUAGAGUGUUAGUCGACUGUGGCGACGUCGAGAAAGCUGUUUUUGGAGAUAGAGACGAUCCUGAUAAGAGGUUUGGUAGGAGGAAGAACCGUGCGAGGAGAGGAGUGAAAGAUGGAGAUGUGUGGAAGAGCGUUGAUAUGGAGUCCGAUGAAUCUGAUGAUGAUCAGCACGACGAAGCUGCGGAGUCAAAAGAAGGCAUCUUAUCUCUAACGAAGACUCAAUCCAAGAACAGCAAGUUCACAGGUGACUCCUUGGAAAACGAAAGUUCUGAAGAAGAUAAAGAAGCCAACGGCGGCCUCUCAAUCACCUCUCACGUCCCAUCCGCCGCCGAAAGCGGCACUCAGCUUGACGCAGAUGUCAUCGCCCGCCUCUCCAUCCGCAGCGGAACACGCAUCAGACCAUCUCAAGAGGUUUCUGAAGUCAAUGGCGGCGUUGGAGGCGAAAAGGGCUUGAAAGAACGAAUUGUCGAGGGAGAAGAUAUGCUUCAGAAACGAAGGGAAGGACAGAAAAAAGCUGAUCAAAGGGAAUUGGUGAGAUGUGCUGCGCGGAGGGGUGUUGCGUUUGGGUUUGUGGUUAAGAAUAGAGGGGAAAAGGAUGAGCAGAGGAGGUUGUGUGAGGCUGUUAUGCAGGGGAAGGUUGUUGAGUCUAGUUUUGCGAAGGGACCUCCUAUGGUCUACGAAGAUGCAGUACGCUUGGGAGCUUCUUCUGUGGAAAGUUCCGCGCGACGGCAUUUGGUUCUUCAGGGUGGCCCGCAUAACUAUUACGUUAAUUCUCGUCAAUACCGAUUGUGGCCUCUGGAAGAAGGCGCGACGUUCCACAACCAAGAAAACCAAGUUAUGCGCCGAGUCGGGUGA
Molecule: messenger RNA, 1215 nt
Organism: Glarea lozoyensis ATCC 20868
Lineage: Eukaryota; Fungi; Ascomycota; Leotiomycetes; Helotiales; Helotiaceae
Exons: 3
Coding region: 1-1215 (404 amino acids)
Source: RefSeq, a predicted model, not a curated record